GCUUCUAUCUUCGUGAAAUAAUUCACCCCCUCCUGUCACGUCCCUGUUACUUUGUCACGCGAUAUUUGUACGGAAUGUUUUGAAAGACUCGUGAGCAAGAUCUUACAUGGUGAUAAAAUGGCGUAUUUCUUAUAUUUUGUUUAGAUUUUUUAGUUUCCUCCUGUUAUAAAGGAUUAAAUUUAUUAUUAGUGGAAUGGAAAUGGCUUCGAUGGAAGAGUAACAAGACUGAAUUGUUAACAAGCGACAUGGGAUGACAAAAUGGCGCCGAAUUUGGACAACGUUGUGGAUUUACCUUGUCGAUGGUUAAACAGGUAUGAUCUACUUGAAACCAAGUUGAAACUUGUUUAAAAUGUUCUUGAUACCAUUAUGUCUGAGAUGAUUUACAUUUUUUGUAGGAUGUCGACGAGAUCGCCGAUAAACAACGGAGUAAAGUGGAGAACUUGGCCAAAUACGUCUAUUUGCAGGAGGUAGGCACAUUUCAAAUUAUUAUUUCGGUCAGAAAAUAUUAACUAUUUUACACCAAACCGGUGAUAAUAUAUUUAAAUAUGUACCAAUUAUGUUUCUAUCAAGAAGAUGUAGGGAAAAAGGUAAUGUAAGUCCACUGCUGUUUAUCUGAAGUUGCAAGCCACAAAUUGACGUUUAACUAUGAUUAUUGCAUGGUCAUUUUCUUGUGAAGUACUAGUGCUAGGCAUUUCACACUUACCAAUGACCAUCCCCAAAAGUACCAUCUCUGAACCAUAUAAGCACCUCAGAAUAGCCAAAGCUUUUAUGGUUUGGUAGAUAGCAGUCUGGCGAAAGCGUCGUUUUUGGGUGUGGUCAGUUUGGGACGUUUCGCCCCGGAUUGGGGUUCGGGCAGCGUUACCAUGUUGACCGUCAUGGUCAACUUACCCUAAAACAGUUGAGAUUAUCUGUCCCAAAUUAAAUGCAUACAAACUCAUAUACAGGUCCUAGACUACAGGGUAUAUCAGGAAAAAAUGGAACCUUAUAAAGAACUUAGUGAUUGAGCACCGGUAUCAGGAAUGUCUGGUUCAGAUUUAUUAGUAACACACUCUGCUUAAUAAACAAUUUGUUUAAAUCCUUUUUGUGUGUGUUUUGAUGUUAUGUGCUCAGGUGAAUAUAAUGUUUUUGGUGUUACUCUGAGUGUAUAUCCUGGUCAGGCUAACUUUUCAGCCUGCUCGGUGUGGAUAUACAUUCAGAUUAAUAUCAAAAACACAAUAGUUUAUUUAAAUGUAAAAAAGGCUUUGAAAACAAUUAUUUAUCUUAUUGAUUUUGAUUAGAAAAGAAGAAUACAACUUUAAUCGAAAAACUUAAUCUUUCCCUUUUAAGCUGUCGGAGGAAAAUAGUAUUUGAUUAGAAUACAGAAGCAUAAAAAAGCAUCAAGAAUGAGCAAAAAAGAGGAAAACGUAGAAACUUACCUUUACAACUAUCAGAUUCAUCACGAGACUGAACAAUACGAGAAAACAUUGGAAAAUGCAAAAGCUCAGGAGACAUUGGCAUGCAUUCGUUUAGGAGAUGCUUAUGUAUCGAAGAAUGACUUUCAAAAGGCAACUAAAUAUUACGAGCAAGCAUUAGAAAUUGCAAAAGAACGAAAAGAUCAAGAUCAGGAGACAACGGCAUACCUUGGAUUAGGACAAGCUUACAUACGGAUGCACCAGUGUCAAACUGCAAUUAAAUACUAUGAGCAGGCCUUCGAAAUUGCAAGAAAUCGUAAAGAUCAAGAUCAGAAGACAACGGCAUACCUUGGAUUAGGACAUGCCUGCGUACGGAUCCAACAGUUUCAAACGGCAAUUAAAUACUAUGAGCAAGCCUUACAAAUUGCAAAAGAGCGUAAUGAUUAAGAUCAGAAGGCAACGGCAUACCUUGGGUUAGGACAUGCUUACAUACGGAUCCACCAGUUCGAAACGGCGAUUAAGUACCAUGACCAAGCCUUGGAAAUUGCAAAAGAGCGUGAAGAUCAAGAUCAGAAGACGACGGCCUACCUUGGGUUAGGACAUGCUUACAUACGGAUCCACCAGUUUCAAACUGCAAUUAAAUACUAUGAGCAAUCCUUGGAAAUUGCAAAAAAUCGUAAAGAUCAAGAUCAAAAGGCAACGGCGUACCUUGCAUUAGGACAUGCUUGCACACGGAUCCACCAGUUCCAAACCGCAAUUAAAUACUAUGAUCAAGCGUUGGAAAUUGCGAAAGAGCGUAAAGAUCAAGAUCAAGAAACAGCGGCAUAUCUUGGGUUAGGAAAUGUUUAUAGAUUGAACCAUCAGCUUAAAUCGGCAAUUAAAUAUAAUGAGCAAGCAUUGGAAAUUGCGGAAGAGCUUAAAGAUCAAGAUCUGAAGGCAACGGCAUACCUUGGGUUAGGACAUGCUUAUAGAUGGAACAAUCAGUUUCAAAUGGCGAUUAAAUAUUAUGAGCAAGCCUUGGAUAUUGCAAAAGGAAGAAAGGAUCAGUGUCAGGAGACAACGGCAUACCUUGGGUUAGGACAUGCGUACAUACGGAUCCAUCAGUUUCAAACGGCAAUUAAAUACUAUGAGCAAGCCUUGGAAAUUGAAGAGCGCAAAGAUCAACAGACGUCGGCAUACCUUGGGUUAGGACGUGCUCAUAGAUUGAACCUUCAACUUAAAUCGGCAAUUAAAUAUGAUGAGCAAGCCUUGGAAAUUGCGAAAGAGCGUAAAGAUCAAGAUCAAGAAACAACGGCGUGCCUUGGGUUAGGGCAAGCUUAUAGAUUGAACAAUCAGCUUCAAGCGGCAAUUAAAUACUAUGAGCAAGCCUUGGAAAUUGCAAAAGAGCGUAAAGAUCAAGGUCGGGAGACAACGGCAUACCUCAGGCUAGGACAUGCUUAUGAAUUAAACAAUCAGUUUAAAACAGCAAUUAAAUACUAUGAGCAAGCCCUGGAAAUUGCAAAACAACGUAAAGAUCAAGAUCAGGAGACAACGGCAUACCUUUGGUUAGGACAUGCUAAUGAAUUGAACAAUAAGCUUCAAACAGCAAUUAAGUACUAUAAGCAAGCCUUGGAAAUUGCAAAAGAGCGUAAAGAUCAAGGUCGGGAGACAACGGCAUACCUUAGAUUAGGACAUGCUAGUGAAUUAAAUAAUCAGCUUCAAACAGCACUCAAAUAUUAUGAACAAGCAUUGGAAAUUACAAAAGAACGAAAUGAUAAAUAUCGGGAGGCAUUGGCAUACCUUUGGUUAGGACGUGCUAAUGAAUUAAACAAUCAGUCUCAAAUGGCAAUUAAAUAUUAUGAGCAAGCAUUGGAAAUUGCAAAACAACGAAAAGAUCAAUAUCAACAGACAUCAGCAUACCUUGGUUUAGGAGAUGCAUAUAUACAGAUCCAUCAGAUCAAAACAGCAAUUAAAUACUAUGAGCAAGCCAUGGAAAUUGCAAAAGAGCGUAAAGAUAAAAAUGUGGAAACAACGACAUACCUUGCAUUAGGACAAGCUUAUAUAUGGAACAAGCAGUUUAAAACGGCAAUUAAAUAUUAUGAUCAAGCCUUCGAAAUUGCUAUGGAACAGAACGACGAAGAUCUGAAGACAAAGGCAUACCUUGGGUUAGGUAAAGCUUACAGAUUGUCUGCAGGAAUUACAGGUAUGUAAAGGCAUUUGAGUUUCCAAGUUAGUAAGCCUAUAGAAUAUAAAAUGUAUUAACUUACAGUAAAUGUUACAGUUUUCAAAUCUUUUUGCGAUCGGUCCAAGAGAAAAUAUGAGAUUGUUUUAAAAUUAGUAAGAAAUUGUUCGGGAAGAGCGGUAACUUUUAACCCCAAACUAAAGUUAACCUGGAAUUCAGCAAACCCUUUGAGUGCAGCUACAGUACGUCACACUGAGUAACAAAGUAAGUUUCAUCUUUUUAAGGUUACAGAACACCUUUGAGUGUUAAUAUUGCCUAAAAUCAUUAUUAGUAAGAAUAAAAAGAAACAAGGAAGCAUUACUCUACUACGUUCUGCUAUCUGACCAAGUUUGAAAAAAAAAUGUUGAAAGUGAGUUAUUUAAUAAAAUACAUUUCGCUGCAAUAAGAAAAACACUGGAAAUGUAAUAUUCAAAUUCAAUUUUAUCCCGGACGAAUUUUACGGCAAUUACUGAUUUUCAAACGAGUUGUUCUCCUGCGGGUUUUAAUGAUCUUUUUAUAAAUAUUCAGAAGACAUAGCUAUAAAGACGUCAGUUUCAAAAAUUUGUUCGGCUUUUUCUAAUUUUGGAUAUGUUAAUUGGACGAAAUAAGCAAAAAAUGUGACAUCAUAGUUUUUUAGAACAACUAUUUUACUGUAUAAAAAUGGAUUUUUCAUAAGUAUUUCUUAAAACCAGAAGGAAAACAACUCAAAAGCGUAAAGGUAGCUACUGCGAUUUAAGAUUUUCCUGAAUAAUACAUUAUUUUAUUCGUUAAACGGUUUGAAUCCAUGUUCAUUCAUUUUUUGUUUGUUUUAUUGUUCUUCUAGAUUAUUACAAAAUUAAAUAAGCUUUGUCUGACGUUUCGGUUUCCUACACGAAAACCAUUUUCGAAGAUUUGAACGUUUGUCCAUUUUAUCCGUUGAUGUUUAUCUUGCGUCAGCUGCACGACUGCGUGAUUGUCUUCGCCUGCGUUCACAUUCUGCGCGCGCUCGUUCAUUUGCAAUUAAACUAUAAUACGCGCCUGGCAUUUCGCGGCAUUUCCUGGCAUUUCGAAAAUGGUUUUCGUAUAGAAAACCGAAACGUCAGACAAAGCUUAUUUAAUUUUGUAAUAAUCUAGAAGAACAAUAAAACAAACAAAAAAAAAUUAUUUUAUUGUUUGUCAAUUUUACAACUUCAUCAUAUUUUGUAUGCUCUAUACUUGCGAACAUUCGGUGAAAGUUUGAUGAAAAAUCGGAUUGAUAUUGAGCGCCAUUCCUCCAUCAGAUAAACUAAGAAUCGUCCCAAUUGGAUAAAAGGCCACAAAGUGAUCGCAAAUUUCCCAAAGUUGUUGGGAAAACAACGUCAUAACUGCGCCCCCUUUCACUCAAUUUCGAUCAACCAAAGUUUGGAAGAUGCCCAGCCAUUCCUCUAUCAGAUAAACUAAGAAUCGUCCAAUUGGAUAGCCUUAAAUGUUUGGUUGGUCAGACUUAUCAAUUUUCAUACACGUUAAUACAUGCAAUGUAUUUAUGCAUGACAAGAAAAACAUAUACGAGCAAAGAGGUUGACAGCAAACCACCUAAAAUCCAAUUACAGUGAGUUCUUUCUGCGUUGUUCUCCCGCAGAGUAAAGUUCUAUGGGGGAGCGAAUUUUUGGUUAAGCAGUCUAGCUAAUCAAACAAUAUAAAAUACAAAUGCUCAUUAAUUAUUUAUCAGGCAGUUAUCCAAUCUGGUGUAGCAAAUUAUUUACCUGCAUAUAUAUUUAUACCAGCUAGAUAGGUAUAAAGAGAUUUAUACCUAUUGUAUCGAAUAUUUUGGAGGCAUUAGUUUCUUUAAGUUGUGAUCAUUAUUUGCUUCGAUUAAUGAAAAUAGUUUUAUACACAGCUUUUCUCUUCUUUCGUAUAAUGUCUCCAACAUUGUAUAUAAUGUCUCCAACGUACAAUGUCUCCAACGUACAAUGUCUCCAACAUGCCUGAUAUAUUGCUUCGAUAUACCAAAUCUGGUUGAAUAAUUCUAAUGCUUAUAUCUGACAGGAAGUUAUAGGAAGAUUUGAAUGAAAAAAUUGAAAAGAAUACCCAAUAAUUGAACUAAUACACGCAGUAUAGAAUUGAACUUAUAUAAGGAGCUAGUUUCCACUUCAGCGCGUUUUAAUUGCUUAAUAAAUAAAGUCGUUUGAAAGCCUUUUCCACGAUAUUGCUUAUACCGUGCUUGUUUCUUUUCAAGUCACUGGUAAGUGUCAUACCAAGAAAUUUUGCGGAUUUUACAAUUUGGAAUGACUCCACGAAGGGGCGGAUUAGCCCAGCGGGCUACCGGGCGAUCGCCCGGUUGGCCCCCAGUUUUGUACAAAAAUGAUCCCUAGUUUUGUACUAAAAUAGAUUUUAGUUCAAUGGGGAAGAAGCUUAUCCUUGGCCUUGAAUUUUUAUCAAGGGCCUGGAAAUAGCUUGAACACUCGCAGGCAGCAGGCAAGAAACCAUGACAAUAACGAUUACAUAAUUAUAUGAAUAACGCCAGUCGAUCGUAUUAAAUUUGAGAGCCCAACAUAUAACUUUUAACAAAGCCAUUAAAACAGUUUUAAAAGAUUGUAAAGAAUUUUAAUUGUAAUUCUACUUUACAGAAUUUUCAACCUCUGUUCUAGCUAUGAAAACUUUCAUACUCAGCUUGAAGUUAUUAGGAAACUGUUUAACUUGAAUGGUUUCCCCUCCCACAUGUUUGACCGUCUUGUUCAUCGUUUCUUAACAAGAUCUUCGAACCCAAACCUCCUAUUCACACGGUUCCUAAAAAGGUUAUCUAUUUUUGCCAUCCCUUCACAGGUUCACACUCUCUUCAAAUUCGCACUCAAAUCAACCGACUUUGCAAUGCUGCUUAUCCUCAUCUCAACAUUCAAUUUAUCUUUCGCUCUUCUAAACGCAUCUCUUCUUUCUUUCCUUUUAAGGAUAAAGUUCCUACGUUCCUGAGAUCUGGUGUUCUAUACUUAUUUAAGUGUCGAUGCUGUUCCGCGUCGUAUGUGGGUCAAACCAUGCGCCAUUUACACACCAGAGUAUCGGAACACCUGGGACUCACUCCUAUAACAGGCCAGCCGUCAUCCAGACCA
Molecule: messenger RNA, 6653 nt
Organism: Paramuricea clavata
Lineage: Eukaryota; Metazoa; Cnidaria; Anthozoa; Malacalcyonacea; Plexauridae
Source: the annotation of a GenBank genome assembly